AUGAGCGUUCAUACGCCGCUUCAUCUCCGUUACGAGGAGCAAAUGAAGGACCACCCUUACGGCCUUGCGCUGUACAAGCCCACCUCGACCAAACUGCUUCGACCCGGCUCAGUCGGGUAUUGGAAUGACUUGGGUGACUGGCAGCCGAUCGCACAGCUUGAUGACCCAGAAUCACUCCAACAAAAACGUCUGAAAGCGCCAGAGGAAGAGCUAGAACGCGCAAAGUACAAAGUAAUUACCGACUGGGACCGCAAAUAUUCCACCCUGGUUACGGAGACCAAUGUGACCGGCCAAGUCGGAGUAGAAAUCCCCGGUGCACCUGCCAGCGAAGCUCUGACCUUCGAAUACAAAUCAUCCGGCAACUUCGGCGCCAUUUUGAUCACGGAGAAACCGAUUCAUCGAGAAGCGUUCCACCACGAGUCGCCAUUUAAACGAUGGGUGAAGGAUAACGUGGACGCCCUGAUGGAAUCGAAGCACAAAGAUGAAAUCAAGAGCCAUAGGCUGUCUAUCGUGACUGACGUCUACUCCACCAAAAAAAGCUCUUUGACCACAUGGACAGACUCCUCAAGGACGAUCAGGGUCGGGUUCAAAGUCACUGCUCAGAAUGCAGUGGACGCGGCCGACGAGGAGGUCGUGGUGUUCGCAAGUGGAUUCAAAUUUCACAUCCACGAGCUCCUAGGCUGGACCAAAGUGACCACCCAUCCCUUGGAGUCUACGUCGCGGCUUGCUGGCGAUGCAAAAGAUGAGACAAUUGAUGAAGAGACGCGACAGAAAGUCAUCACAAUGAAAAGCCCGGGAAGGAACGAUACAGGCUACGAAAUUCGUCUCGACACAUUUGGGAAACCGCAACACGAAGGUGAAAAGGAAGAAGAGGAGGAAAGCGACGAUAAUCUCUGA
Coniosporium apollinis CBS 100218 is the source of this 897-nucleotide messenger RNA. RefSeq lists its product as uncharacterized. The record is from RefSeq and is a predicted model, not a curated record. The transcript has 4 exons. NCBI's taxonomy places the organism in Eukaryota, Fungi, Ascomycota, Dothideomycetes. The coding region runs from base 1 to 897 and encodes 298 amino acids.